AAAUAUGUUGAAAUUGAAGAGCUCAAAGAUCAUGUGACAUGAAUGGACCAAUCACAGCGUUCGAACUUUCAAAGGAUUUUUCACCACUCAAACCCGUUGGAGUAGUUGCGUAGCCAUUGCUGUUUGUGUGGAGUGCGAUCGUUAGUUUUGAGAUCUGGUAUCAUCAUGGGCAUCGAAAAGCAUCCGGCUCUGCAAGGCAACAAGAAAUCGUCUUCAGACUCCAGUGCAUGAUUUUGAUUACGAGAUGCACAGUGACACCAAGGAUGAGUAGCCCCAGCUGUCACUGUACAUGCCGAACUGAGGGGAUUGUGAAUGAUGGCCGUAUACCAACAGUCUGGCUCCAUUGUUCAUGAAGCUUAGCACCAUUUUAUGUAUAUAGCAGAUAGGAGUGAGCACGAAAUGCAGCAGGUUGAAUCCAUAUCCCAGAAUAAUACAUCUGCAACAAAGGACAGGGAGAACAGGCUGUGUGCAAUGGCAAAGGAGACGGGAGGUAAGCUGGAAGUGAAGGAGCCCCCCCCACGUGAAGAGCCUCAUGUUGAGCCUGUUAAUGGGGUGGUGCAACCUCCUGUGGUCCCACAGCCAGACCGGCCUGGCCGUAUCACCAACCAGAUCCAAUUCUUGCAGAAGAAUGUCGUGAAGGCAGUAUGGAAACAUCAGUUUGCCUGGCCGUUCCACCAGCCAGUGGAUGCUAAGAAAUUAAACUUGCCUGAUUACCAUAAAAUUAUUAAACAGCCCAUGGAUCUUGGUACAAUAAAAAAACGUUUGGAGAACAACUAUUAUUGGAGCGCCAAGGAAUGCAUUCAGGAUUUCAACACAAUGUUCACAAACUGCUAUGUGUACAACAAGCCUGGUGAAGAUGUUGUUGUCAUGGCACAGACCCUGGAGAAACUGUUCCUCACAAAGGUGGCAGGAAUGUUCAAAGAGGAAAUCGAGCUGGACCCACCACCUCCAAAAGGUCCAAAAGGGAAGAAGGGACGCAGCAAUUUGGGGGGUGCAGGCGGAGGGCAGCGAGGGCGCCCCUCAUCCAGUAGCAGCAAUAGUGGUGGCGGUGCAGUGACAUCAAGUGUACCCAAUGCUGUUGGGGCAUCUCCCAGCUCUGUGGUUCAGUCAUCUCCUGCAGCUCCUGUUGCCACAAUGACAGGUUCUGGUCAUCUCCCUCUGGGCACUCAGCCCCCUACAACAGUGCCAGGGAGUACUGCCACCACCACUGUUCCCACUCCAGGAUCUGGGGCCCUGUCACAUGGCACCCACAACUCGCUCCCACAGCAGCCCCAUUGGAAGAAAUCCAGUGGAAACAAGUUGGGCGAUCGUGGGACCAAGGGAAUGGAUCCGGCACACAUGAUUCAGCGGUUGGGGAAUCGAUGGUCUAAAAAUGUUGCCCCUCCAACUGGAGGCUACCAUGCACAGCCGGCACUCAUGUCACAGACAGUGGACGGCCAGGCACCUCCUGCAGGCACCAUGCAUAGUCAGAGUGUGCCACCCCCAGUCAUGCCCCCCGCUCAGCCAGCCAAGGUGAAAAAGGGAGUGAAAAGAAAGGCUGACACUACAACACCAACUGCAAAUUCUUUUGACCCACUAUUUACACCUAUGGAAUCAAAAUCUGCUAAGAUCUCAACGCGGAGAGAGUCCGGGCGGCAGAUCAAGAAGCCUCAGCGGCAGACAGAGGAUGGUCUCCCGUUCCACCAGGCAACACUACCCCUCAUGUCCUCCGGGCUGAGCAGUCAGCCUCCACCCAGCGGUGGGAAACCGAAGGACAAACUGAAUGAUUCUCUUAAAGCGUGCAAUGAAAUCCUAAAGGAGCUCUUCUCCAAAAAACAUUCGGGUUAUGCGUGGCCCUUCUAUAAGCCAGUGGAUGCAGAUCUCCUGGGACUGCAUGAUUAUCAUGACAUCAUUAAGAAGCCCAUGGAUCUUGGAACAGUAAAGCAAAAGAUGGACAGCCGGGAGUACAAGACAGCUGGCGAGUUUGCUGCAGAUGUGCGGUUAAUAUUCACUAACUGUUACAAGUACAACCCUCCUGAUCAUGAUGUCGUGGCCAUGGCACGAAAGUUGCAGGAUGUAUUCGAGAUGAGGUAUGCAAAAAUACCCGAUGAGCCUCUUGGUGGUGCUGUGGGUCUGGAGAAGUCCAGCACGUCUAGUACGUCAGGGUCAGAGUCGAGUACAAGUUCUGACUCUGAGUCAGACGAUUCUGAAGCGGAGCGUGUGCGGAAACUAGCUCUUCUUCAGGAACAGCUGAAGGCCAUGCAGGAUCAGAUGAGGAAAUUGGUAGAAGAGAGUACAGUGAAACGAGGCAAGAAGAAAAAGGAAGAAAAGGAGAAGAAGAAGAAGAAAAAGCCUGAGAAACAUUUAAGUUCUGUGAAAGAAGUGCGUUCUUCAGUGGUGAAUGACACUGUGGGUGCUAGCAUUGCAAGUGUUGCGUUAGGAGCGGGGGAUGUGAAGUUGCCAACGGAAUUGCAUCACAGUGUGAGUGCUAAGCAGUCAGGUGGUGCUCAUCAUGUGGCUCCAGCAGGUCCUCCUGCACCACCAGCUGCUGCUGCUGCUGUUGCUGCUGCAGCGGCUGCAACCACCACUGGUGCAAAGAACACUAAAAACAAAACUGCUCGAGGUGCUGGAAAAACAGCAGGGCCAAAUGCACAGCCCAGACGGCCUAAAGCCAACUCGCGGUCAGCUGGUAGCAAGAAGAAGAAUGCCGUUGUGCCCCCACCCAUGCAGUUUGAUUCAGAGGAUGAGGACAAUGCCAAGCCAAUGUCAUACGAUGAGAAGAGGCAGCUCAGCCUUGAUAUUAACAAACUGCCAGGUGACAAGCUGGGAAGAGUUGUGCACAUCAUUCAGUCCCGAGAACCUUCUUUGAGGGAUUCAAAUCCGGAUGAGAUAGAGAUUGACUUUGAAACUCUCAAGCCGUCUACACUGCGGGAACUGGAGUCGUAUGUUGCAUCCUGUCUUAGGAAAAAGCCACGUAAGCCAUACUACAAGAAACUUCCAGGGAAGUCAAAAGAUGAGCAGAUGGCUGAGAAGAAGCAAGAGCUGGAGAAGAGGUUGCAGGAUGUGACAGGACAGCUUGGGUCAGCAAAGAAGCCGCCCAAGAAAGAGGAAAACAAGUCUGUGGAUGUGGGUGGCACCUCCCGGCUUUCAGCCUCCAGUUCCAGCAGUUCGGACACAGACUCCAGUAGUUCCAGCCUCUCUAGCAGUUCGUCCGACUCCAGUGACUCGGAAGCAGGUCGAACAGGGAGACCACCACGCAAGAGAAACAAGAAGAAUAACCACCAGACUAAGGCACCAGUGACCUCAGUACCAGGUCCUGUGGCAACACUCACAAUGCCGUCAGCAGGUCAUGUCAUGAGCAGUGCAGGCCGUAAGCAUGCCGCACCCAAGCAGCAGGCACCCAUCCCAGAGCCAGUGGUGACAACAAAACCAGUUCCCGUGGCAAGCCACACUCUUCCCCCUCAGCCUCCCCGACCAACAGCCACAGCCACUGCUGCUCCAGUCAAGAAGGUGACUCCACCUGUUGCGGCCCCAGUGCCACCAAAAGUGAACAUUCCAGCUACAGAGAAACCAACUGAGCCCAGUUUGAAGAAGGAGCCUAUCAUGCUUCCAGUAACAACAAGUACAAACACCACAACGACCACAGCAGCGCCUACUGUGGCUUCCACAGUGACACUUACACCAGUUCCAGUUGCAAACCUGAUGCCCCCCGAGUACAACAACAAGCCAUCUACAGUCCCUGUAGAUCCCCUGGCACAGAUGCCCAUGAUCGUCACAACUGCCUCCAGCAUUGUCAGCACACCAAUAACCAUGCAUCCAGGUUUUGAUAUGUCCCUGCCUGCCUCGCCACCAACACCACAACAGCAUUCCAGUAAUGGCUUCACACACGUUGCCAGUAUUCCAGCAAUGCAGCCAGUCAAGACAGAAGAACAAAGCCCACCACUGGGGGGGUACAACAACGGAAUGCAAAUGGCAACAGGUGUGCCAUCAAUUUUUGAUCCACUCCCAGCAACCAGUCUUGCCACUACAAUAAUGCAAAAUCAGGUGGUGAAGAAAGAAGAGAAGCAAGUAUUGCCAAUUGUCAUUCAACCCACAGCAAAUAAGCCUGUCAGUGAUGGGCUGUUGAACAACUCUGUGCCAGUUGAGAAGAAAAUGACUCCUCCAGACUCAACUAAAACAUCAGCAGCUAACUUUGCAUCGGCAUUCAAAAACAAGCUGUCGCCUGUUCUGGAACAGAACGUGAAGAAUGCCAGCUCCUGGUCUUCUCUUGCCCAAGCAUCAUCUCCACAGAACACACCUGGUCCCACUACCUCCUCUCUCAAGUCCACCAUGGACAACAGCUUCCAGGCCUUUAAGAAGCAGGCAAAGGAAAAGAUGGAUCGGCAACGUGCACUGAUUGAACAGCAGGAACUACGCCGUGUUCAGAAAGAGCAGCAGGAAAGAGAAAGGUUACGCCUUGAGAAUGAGAAACGGAGAGAACGCGAAGAGGAGGAGGCACUUGAGAAAGUCAGAAAAGCUGCUCAGGACCAGCAGCAGCAGCAGCAGCAGCAGUCACGACAGGAAGAUGCAAAGACAUCACCACCUCAAGAAAGCAUUAAUCCUAAUCAACAGGUCCCAGAUAAGUCAGCUGCUGAACGUGAGCGGCAGCGGCUUCGUGAGCAGGAACGGCGUCGCAGGGAAGCAAUGGCUGGACAAAUCGACAUGAACAUGCAGAGUGACCUAAUGGCUGCUUUUGAGGAAUCGUUAUAAUGAAGGCAAAUAUUAACAGGAUAGUUAAGUGGCAAUAUACUUUGUCAAUUGUUUUCAUUUGUGUGAGUGUUGAGUGUGUGUCGUCGAGCGAAUUGUGUGCGAAAACACUUGUACAUUGAGAGGAAUGAAAUUUUUAGUUUGGAGUACCAGUAUAUAUUAAUUUAUGUUUUGUGACAUUGAUGUUGGACUGGUGAGAUCAUGACCUGUGUGUUGGUAGUUUCCAGUUUUUCCUUCAUCAGCUAGAUGGUUCAUAUUUUGUAAAUAAGUAGCAAGAAACUGUAAUUUAUUAUUACAUGAAGCUUCACCUCUCCUCAUGAUCAUGUGUGGUUGUUGUCAUCAUUCUGCUGUGUCAAGAGAAUAUAAUUAAUUUUUAGGAUUUAUUAUUGUGCUGUGACCAACUCCAUUUGCACUGUUGCUCAUAUCACACUGCAUCCACAUGGUGAUCAAAUCAUGAAUUUUGUGCACUGGUAUUGUGUGAUACAAUCAUAUGCUGGUGUGUAUGGCUCUUUGUUAAAUCUAUUUUUAUAUUCAAGAGUGACAGUUUGGUUUGCAUUAUAUUUUUUAUGAUUCUCUUUUCCCAUUACCAGUCAGCUUCAUUUUGACAGAUUAAGCAAGCAGUUUCUCCAGUUCACAUGUUUUGUAUGAGAUGAGAGAUGUUUGUUGCUGUUGAAUAAACUGUUAUUUUAUUUUUAGUGGUAUAUUUCUUUUGGUAUGAAUUCUAGCUUCUCUUUAUCACAUUAUGUCUCUUGUAUCAAAAUACCAGGAUUAUGGUUAACAGAUGGACUGUUAUUAAGCUCCACAUGUGCUGUGAUUUUGGUAAUUUUCUUUGCAAAAUGUUAUGCAUGCCGUGUUAUGGCACAGCCAACAGAGAGCUCCUGGUAAGUCUCUCCUGGACAUGUAGCAGGGGAGCAUGACUUACAUCAACUGAAUGCAUCUUGGGUUAUACUGAGUGUAAUGGUGCAGCGAAGUUUCAGGCCUGUUGAAAGAAAUGACACCCAGGUGAAUUUCUGCAGCCCAGCGAAGAGUUUAUUUUUUUUUUAAGUUUAUCCUCUCAAUGUGCAGAAUUUGUGCCUGUCUUGUAAGAGGAAUUUUUGUCAGCAACAGACACUGAGAUUUUCAUGGAAGACUUUUAAAAAUGAAACGAAUUACUGAAAUGUGUCUGUGUAAGAAAGGGAACAGGAAAGACCGAAAUAUGUGUUAUAACUGACUUGUGUGAUGUCAGCAAUAUGUUGCACAUGAGUGUUGGUAUCAUUUAGCCUUAAUGACUUGCCAUGUUGGUCUCUGAGUGUACAGUGACUUGUGCAGGCCAGUGAACAGACAACAGUUUACAACUCCAUCAUUCCAGAAAAUAACUGCUUUGGCCCUUAAUGCUCCAACAAGUUUAGAUACUCAUUUUGUGAGUGCAUUCCACAAAAACUACUUUUGAUACGUCAGUUCUAAAGUGGGUUCUGCUGUGUAUGUUAUUCUAAGGCCCUGUAAUCUGGACAUGGUGGCCAGACACACUGUCCAGAGGAUCAUUUGAUCAUUUUGCAGGAGGGUCUAGACUACCACCAGGUGGGUGCUCUGUGGUCAGGAGCAUAUGUUGUGCAUCAUCAUGCCAUUUUAUCAUUCUUUUUGGAAUGGAUCAGUCAGUAUUUAAAUGCGUUUUGUUUUUGUAAAAGGGUAAAAUGAGUUUUUUGACCAACUUGAGCAUGCUCCUGAUCAAUGUGUGUGUGUGUUAAGCAACGGUCUGUGUGCUGAUUUGUGCUUUUAACUUGUUGCCCCUGACAGUUGAGUCUUCCUGCCAUAUUCAUGUAAUGUAAGUUAGAAGCACCUACCACAGUAAUUAAGAGACCAGUGUGUGGUGUUAUGAAAGACUCUUCUUGAGGCAGUUCGGUGCCGACUGUCUUCAGGGCAUGUUUAUUUCACUGUAGCAAAAUGAUGGCUUCAACACCCCAACCCAGAAAACCAGAGCCUGUUCCUCCAUAGCAGCAAAUCUUGUGAUUCUGAGAUGUAAAAACUAAAUAAAAUGUGUUUGUACUUAGGCUUCCUAAUGCAAUGGUGAUUAA
Molecule: messenger RNA, 6776 nt
Organism: Cryptotermes secundus
Lineage: Eukaryota; Metazoa; Arthropoda; Insecta; Blattodea; Kalotermitidae
Gene: fs(1)h
Product: bromodomain-containing protein 2
Exons: 28
Coding region: 370-4728 (1452 amino acids)
Biological process (GO): chromatin remodeling; regulation of DNA-templated transcription
Cellular component (GO): chromatin; nucleus
Source: RefSeq, a predicted model, not a curated record